AUGGAAGAGGGCAAGCAUAAAUCCAGGAAGGAGGGGGAAUCCAAGAGGAGUCAUCGAGAUCGGCAACGCGAAAAAGAGAGGAAUGGAGAGAGACACAGGGAUAAAGAUAAAGAUAAGAGAGAUCGUGAUAGUCGGCGCUCUGAGAGAGAAAAGAGUUCUGAUUCUGAGGAUAGGUAUGAUAGAGAGAAGCAUCGAGACAGGGACACUGAUAGGACACGAAGCCGGGAUGAUGAAAGAGAGAGAACGAGAGACAGGAAGAGAGAAAAAGAUAAAGAGAAGGAGAAGGAGAAGGAGAGAGAGAGGGCUAGAGAGAAGGAAAAGGAGAGGGAAAGAGAAAGGGAAAGAGAAAGAGAAAAAGAAAGAGAUAGAGAGAAAGAAAGAGAAAAAGAAAAAGAAAAAGAAAAGGAACGAGAAAGAGAGAGGGAGAGAAGGGAACGAGAAAGAGAGGGAGAAGAUAGAGAGAGGGAAAAGAGGGAGCGAGAGAGGGAGAGGGAAAAGGACAGAGAUCGAGAGAGGAGGAUACGGGAGAGGGAGAGGCGCAGGGACAUUGAUACUGAUGAUACUGAUGAUGAUGUUAGGGAGCGUGGUAGGAAGCGGCAUAGGAAAGAUGAAAAUGAGUACAAGGAGAAAGAGAGGGAACGGAGUAGCAGCAGGUCAAACAGACAUAGGGAUGAUGGAGAUGGGAGCCCGAGAAAGAAGAGUGAUGAAGAUGAUUCAGUUAAGAAAGAGAAGCAGCCAACUCGUGAGGAGGAGUUAGAGGAUGAACAGCGGAAAUUGGAUGAGGAAAUGGAAAAGCGGAGAAGGAGAGUUCAGGAGUGGCAAGAGUUAAAAAGGAAGAAGGAAGAAUCUGAGAGAGAGAAACGUGGGGAAGGGGAUGUUGAUGAACCUAAGUCCGGCAAGGCCUGGACUCUUGAAGGAGAAUCUGAUGAUGAAGAAGUACCCUCAUUAGGGAAAUCAGAGAGGGAUAUGGAUGUUGAUGGUGAAGACAAUCUGACUGACGGAGAAGCUGGCGGAGAUGCUAUGGUGGUAGAUUCUGAGAAUGAAACAGAUGCACCUACUUUGCAGAAUGGGGCUGAUGAUGCUGUUGGUGAUGAAGAAGUUGACCCAUUAGAUGCUUUUAUGAAUUCUAUGGUGUUGCCUGAAGUUGAGAAGCUGAACAAUGCUGUGGAACCAUCAAUUGUUGAUGAGAAGAACAAGGAUAAAAAGGAUGAUCGAAGUAAUGGUGAACAGCCAAGGAGAGGUUCAAAUAAAUCUAUGGGCAGAAUAAUUCCUGGGGAGGAUUCUGACUCGGAUUAUGGGGACCUUGAGAAUGAUGAUGACCCCUUAGAAGAUGAAGGUGAUGAUGAGUUCAUAAAAAGGGUGAAAAAGACAAAAGCUGAGAAGCUUUCUGUAGUUGAUCACUCUAAGAUAGAUUAUGAUCCAUUCCGCAAAAAUUUCUAUAUUGAGGUGAAGGAGAUCUCUAGAAUGACUCCAGAACAGGUGGGUGCAUAUCGGAAAGAACUGGAAUUGAAGAUACAUGGUAAGGAUGUGCCAAAGCCGAUCAAGACAUGGCACCAAACUGGGCUUACAAGUAAAAUCUUGGAAACAAUAAAGAAGCUAAACUAUGAAAAGCCAAUGCCAAUUCAGGCUCAGGCAGUGCCUGUAAUUAUGAGUGGUCGAGAUUGUAUUGGCAUCGCAAAAACUGGGUCAGGCAAAACUGUUGCAUUCGUGCUGCCAAUGCUGAGGCAUAUCAAGGACCAGCCACCUGUGGUAGCAGGAGAUGGACCUAUUGGGCUUAUAAUGGCACCAACUAGGGAGCUUGUUCAGCAGAUUCACAGUGACAUUAAAAAGUUUACCAAGGUACUGGGUCUCAGGUGUGUGCCUGUGUAUGGAGGUUCUGGUGUUGCCCAACAAAUUAGUGAAUUGAAGAGGGGAGCUGAAAUUGUUGUCUGUACUCCCGGUAGGAUGAUUGACAUACUUUGUACAAGUGGAGGGAGAAUAACAAAUCUGCGUAGAGUAACGUAUUUGGUAGUGGAUGAAGCUGAUCGAAUGUUUGACAUGGGUUUUGAACCUCAAAUCACUCGAAUUGUUCAAAAUAUUCGGCCAGAUCGUCAAACUGUAUUGUUUUCUGCCACCUUCCCUCGCCAGGUUGAAGUCUUGGCACGCAAAGUCUUGAACAAACCUGUGGAAAUACAAGUUGGUGGUAGGAGUGUUGUGAAUAAGGACAUAGCACAAUUGGUUGAAGUGAGGCUGGAAAAUGAAAGGUUCUUGAGAUUGUUAGAGUUACUUGGGGAGUGGUAUGAGAAAGGAAAAAUUUUGAUAUUUGUCGAGUCACAGAAUAAAUGUGAUGCUUUAUUUAGGGAUCUGCUGAGGCAUGGAUAUCCUUGUCUCUCACUUCACGGGGGCAAAGAUCAAACAGAUCGUGAGUCCACCAUAACUGAUUUUAAAAGCAAUGUUUGUAAUUUGUUGAUUGCAACUAGUGUUGCUGCGAGAGGGUUAGAUGUCAAGGAGCUUGAACUGGUGAUCAACUUUGAUAGUCCAAAUCACUAUGAAGACUAUGUUCACCGCGUUGGCCGUACAGGGCGAGCUGGUCGGAAAGGCUGUGCUAUAACGUUUGUCUCUGAGGAAGAUGCUAGAUAUGCUCCAGAUCUUGUCAAAGCAUUGGAACUCUCUGAGCAAGUUGUUCCAGAUGACCUGAAAUCUCUUGCGGAUAGUUUCACCGCAAAAGUAAAUCAGGGACUCGAGCAAGCCCAUGGAACUGGUUAUGGAGGAAGUGGUUUUAAAUUUAAUGAAGAGGAAGAUGAAGUGAGGAGAGCAGCAAAGAAAGCACAAGCCAAAGAAUAUGGUUUUGAGGAUGACAAGUCAGAUUCAGAAGAUGAAGAUGAAGGUAUCCGAAAGGCAGGGGGAGACAUUUCACAGCAGGCUGCCCUUGCUCAGAUAGCAGCCAUUGCUGCUGCCUCUAAAGGUAGUACAGCUUCAAUUCAGACCCCUGUGCCUGCUGCCCAACUGCUUCCCAACAGUGGACUGCCUGUUUCUCUUCCAGGUGUCCUUGGUCUAACAUUACCAGGAACAGCAGCAGCUGUGGCUGGGACUGGUUUGCCUGUUGUUGGCAAUGAUGGGGCAGCUCGGGCUGCAGCAAUUGCAGCUGCGAUGAACUUGCAGCAUAAUCUGGCAAAGAUCCAAGCUGAUGCAAUGCCUGAACACUAUGAAGCAGAGUUGGAGAUAAAUGAUUUUCCACAGAAUGCUCGAUGGAAGGUUACCCACAAGGAAACUUUGGGACCUAUAUCAGAGUGGACUGGAGCUGCCAUUACUACGAGGGGUCAGUAUUUCCCACCAGGCAAGGUUGCAGGACCAGGAGAUCGCAAACUCUACUUGUUUAUUGAGGGCCCUACUGAACAGUCUGUCAAGAGAGCUAAAGCAGAAUUAAAACGUGUUUUGGAAGAUAUCUCAAAUCAGGCAUUAUCACUUCCUGGUGGAGCUCAGCAAGGCAGAUAUCAAGUUCUAUAA
Messenger RNA from Prunus armeniaca (apricot), 3486 nucleotides. NCBI's taxonomy places the organism in Eukaryota, Viridiplantae, Streptophyta, Magnoliopsida, Rosales, Rosaceae. The record is from the annotation of a GenBank genome assembly.